UGUGGUUCCAAUAUUAUUGUGCCUCUUGCAUCUUUAGUACGGACUGACUUCGUUUGACUGAUUCACAAGAUGGCAAAAGCUAAGACAGAGGUGGGGCUGAUCCUUCUUACACUCCUUGUACCUUUAGCACAUGGUAUGAUCGGCCCUUGUCAUCCUGUCACUACUGUGAUGGAUCUCAACGUAAAGAAGUGGCCUGGAGAGAUGUACUACAACCUGAUGACUAACGACCCGGGCCAGCGAUGUUCAUGGGUCUACCGUUACCUGAUCCACGACGAUGAACACGAUAGGGUGCUUCUGGGAGAGGAGUACAGACACAUUGACAAUGGCACAGAGAUAGUAGAGAAUCUAAAGGGCAUGUAUGUUGGGAAAGGGCACUACAUAUUCACCGAUAAAGACGUUGAAUCUUCUGCAUACGUCCAUUUCUUCAACUUGUAUUAUGAUCCUCCUCAUCUGGACUGUCAUUACAUCUGUUCUGACGACCCUGUCUACGAGGACGGCCGAGGAACUUUCGUUUGCAAAAGCAAAUAUCCAGAUGCAGUCAAGAAGUACUCAAGAAAAAUAAUGAAGAUUGCAAAACAAAAUGGGUUUGACCUGAAUGACCUGAUGAUAGUAGACAACUGCAAGUGUGGAAACCUACCGUACAAGUUUGGGUCUAGCACAUGCAAGCGAACAACUGUAGAUAGCUUCUUUUCACCAUACAACAUAAAGCUUCCCCUGCCCCCACCCACUGAUGCAGUUAAUGAUACACUGUCCAGUUAAUUGUUAUGCACGUGUCAUGUACUGUUAUUCCGACAAAUAAAUA
Molecule: messenger RNA, 802 nt
Organism: Homalodisca vitripennis (glassy-winged sharpshooter)
Lineage: Eukaryota; Metazoa; Arthropoda; Insecta; Hemiptera; Cicadellidae
Exons: 6
Coding region: 70-759 (229 amino acids)
Source: RefSeq, a predicted model, not a curated record